GAGGGUACAAGCGCGAAUUUUGAGCUUCUAAUCAAUGCUGCACAUGAAAUAAUUACCACCGGCGAGGUCGUUUCACCUAUGAUCAAUCUUCCAAAAUGGUUGCAGAAAAUUAUUUGCAAAGACAUUUUUUUGCACCACGAAAAAAAGAAGUGUGCUUACGAUGUGAUUCACAAAUACACCAACGACCGUAUAAAGGAACGACAUGAAAACUUUAACUCGAAUCUUAUUAGGGAUUACGCUGAUGUGCACCUGAACUUGAAAAGUGAAACUCCCUCACGAGAUAAUUAUCAAGUGAACAGCAGCUUUGAGCUCAUGACCACAAUUUUCGCAACCGGAGUCGUUUCGAUUUCUAACGCCCUCAUGUGGACGAUUUUAUAUAUGCAAGAGUACCCGGAUGUCCAGAACAAGUGUCGAGAUGUGUUAAAUGAGAUAUGCGGGCAUAGUAAUGUAUAUUGGUCUGAUAGGAAAAAUGUGCCUUAUAUUGAAGCAGUUAUAAUGGAGAUCAAUCGAUUAUCAUCAAACGUUCCAUUCACCGUUUCGCAUACGAGUGAAAAGGAAACCACACUGCUUGGCUUCACUAUUCCAAAGAAAAGCGUUAUACGAGCCAAUCUGUACUCCGCCCAUAUGGACCCGAGAUACUGGGAGGAGCCUCACGUGUUUAACCCGGACCGGUUUCUAAAGGAUGAGAAGUUGAUACGAAAUCCGGCAUAUAUGCCAUUUGGAAUAGGACCACGUAAAUGCGUCGCGCACAGAAUGUCCGAGUUGAUUCAGUUUGUAACAUUUUCUAAUUUGGUUCGACGCGUCUCGUUUGAAAGAGAAGAUCCUAACGAAACACAUACUUUCCAGCUAGUAUACGAACAAGUCACUUCGCGACCAAUUCCUUUUAAGACGAUAUCUACAGUGCUUUAAUAUCGCCUUGAAGUGGACAUUAAUGGCGUAUUAGUUAGGCCUUUUAACAUUUAAAGUGUAUGCUUUGGUUGUCGUUUGGACGUAAUUCAUAUUGGUAUCGGUUUGUUUUAUUUUUAUUCACAGUUAACUUCGAUUUUAUAUUUUGAUCAACAUGAAAUAAAAUAUCUAGUGUGUUA
This is a messenger RNA of Dreissena polymorpha, 1085 nucleotides long. RefSeq names its product cytochrome P450 2U1-like. Lineage: Eukaryota; Metazoa; Mollusca; Bivalvia; Myida; Dreissenidae. The transcript has 6 exons. The coding region runs from base 79 to 909 and encodes 276 amino acids. Gene Ontology annotation, cellular component: intracellular membrane-bounded organelle; cytoplasm. Gene Ontology annotation, biological process: xenobiotic metabolic process. Gene Ontology annotation, molecular function: oxidoreductase activity, acting on paired donors, with incorporation or reduction of molecular oxygen, reduced flavin or flavoprotein as one donor, and incorporation of one atom of oxygen; iron ion binding; heme binding. The record is from RefSeq and is a predicted model, not a curated record.